AUAGAUAAAUACCUAUCAAGCGCUAUACUUGUGAUUUGAAGGAAGUCUUUCUCAGUCAAUGGGUUCGAGGGACACAUCUUAAUUGAUGUGUAUAAUAGAGUUCAGUUUAGGGCUUCAGAUAGAAGGGUGUGUGGUAUGUGGUAGCAGAUGCGAUAAUUAUGAGGUGAUCCAAUCCUUGAUUUGAAGAAAAAAACGCUUUUGAAAUUUAGACUUUUAAAGAAGUCUUUUGUCGGUAAAAAGGGAUCGUUUUUACAUCUGAGGGACUACGAAUUCUUCUGGACACAAUUCAAUGGACAUGAAUAGCAGAGUUAAGCUUAGGGCUUUAGAUGGUAGGGUUUACGAUGAUAGACAAGGUAAUUAGGUGGUCAAAAAUGUCAAAUCAAUGAAUGAGCAGGUAGAGAAUUUUUUUUAAUAGUGAAAUUAAUUCGAGGGGAAUUUGUCAGAAAAGAGAACUUUUUACUUAAACCUACUGAAUUGCCAAUGGGGGAGAACAUUAUGUUUUAUUCUAGAAGCACGAAGAUGGCAAGUUUAAUGACCCUGACAAAACGGGAAGCUGUAAUUUCUUCUAGCGUUAUAAAGGGAAGUAGACGAACAAGAGAGAGACGAUAUGCAUUUUGAUAGUUCGGAUUCAUCAUGCGAAGAAGGGAGACUUAAAAAUGUGCUUAGUAUGAGGUGGGAGAUAUGGCUUGGGGGAGGGUUGACUACCAAUCACCUCCAUAUGGGCCAAAUAUUGAUAAAGCUUUUGCAUGUAGAAAGAGUGUCAACUCUUGUUGCAUUUUAUGGAGAUAGGACCUAUGGUAGAUGAACUCAUUGCUUUUGAGCCUCACUAUGGUGGGUUAUUAAAGUAAACCAACACUAGGAUGAUGUUGCACGUAUGAUGCACACAUCAUUACUGUAAUUACUAUACCUUGAUUGCUUUGCAUUUAUUGUUACAACUCAAAGUUACCGCUCACUGGUAUCACUAGAGUACAUUAGGGGCGAGAAGGCACUUGACGACCCCGACGAAUUCGACCUUGGACUGAUCCGACUAGUGUAACUUAGUCUCCCUAUGCAUAUAAUUUGAAUAAGAUUUUGCUUUUAGUUUUGGGAUUGUUCUAUGGCUUUUUAGGAGUAAAAAUACCACAAUAUUUCGUUCCAAAGACAGAAAGUGCAUUCAAUUGCUAUUUUUUAUUUGGGUGGCACAUAGCUGUCAAAGGCGCACCUAGGCACAAGUCUAGCGCCUUGACUUAGCCUAGGCGAGGCGCCUUCAAUGAAGGGCAGCCAAGGCGCGCCUAGGCGAGAAAAGGUGCAAAGGCGAGAAAAAGGCACGCCUCUUUCACUUUUAAUCAUAGCCGUAGGAUCAAAGGUAGGUUAAACUAUUACCUUUACGCUUUCACUUCAGUCAUUCGUCUCCCAGUCGACCUUCUCUCUCAACAUCUCCGGUCGACCUCUCUCGACAUCUCCAGUGCGACAUCUCUAAUUGAUCGCUCUCAUUUCUCCUCUCUCGUGAUCUCUCUAUCAACCUUUUCAGCCUCUCUCAAUUCUCUCCCGAUCAUCUCCAAUCGAGUAGGGUUCUAAUAGAUGCACCUAUCAAGUGCUGAAGUUGUGAUUUGAAGGAAGUCUUUCCCAAUCGAAAUGGGGUCCGAGGGUAAUACAAAUUCGUCAGGGGACGUCUUAAUUGACAUGUAUAGUAGAGUUAAGCUAAAGGCUUCAGAUGGAAGGGUGUGUGGCAGUGGACGUGAUAAUUCAGCGGUAAGAAAUGUCAAAUUAAUGAACGUUCAGGGUAAGAAGAUUAUGGCUAACAAUGACGUCAAUUCAAGAGGAAUUAGUAACAAAAAGGAAUGUAUAGAUUUCGCGGUCAAACGCAAGGCAUUGGUACUUGGGGGCAAUAAUACAUUUCCUUCUAGAGUCACGAAGAAGGCACGUUUGACAAACCUGGCAAAGCAGGAAGCUGUGAUUUCCUCUAGAGACAUAAAGGGAAAUAGAGAAAGAAGAGAUGGUCAGGCAAAUAUAAAUGAUGAAGGAACUGCUCUUAAAAUAUUUGAUCCAUUAAAACAAGGUAGAAUGACGUAUUUGGGAUACAGACAUGAGGUGGGAGAUAUGGUUUGGGGAAGGGUUGAAUCACAUCCAUGGUGGCCGGGGCAAAUAUUUGAUGAAGCUUUUGCAUGUCCAUCGGUUUGUAAUACAAAGAAAAAGGGUCAUGUUUUGGUUGCAUUUUAUGGUGAUAACUCCUAUGGAUGGUUUGAACCAGGUGAACUUAUUCCUUUUGAUCCUCACUUCACUGAGAAAUCUAAGCAGAUUAACACCCAAGGAUUUUUAACUGCUGUUGGGGAGGCUAAGAAUGAAGUGAAUAAAAGAGCUGCACUGGGCUUGACUUGUUUUUGCCGGAACCCUAACAACUUUCGCACAACACCUGUUCAAGGGUUCUUAGAAGUGGAUGUGAGUGGUUAUGAAAAUGGCUGUGUCUAUCCAGUGAAGCAGAUUGAAAGGGCUAGAGACGGUUUCCAGCCAAUUAAGUCACUUUCUUUUCUGCAGAAAUUAGCAUUGAUGUCACAGAGUGGUAUGCAAAGAAACGUUGGAUGGAUGAAGAAUGUAGCUCGUUUGCUUGCUUAUCGGAGGGCUGUGUUUGAGGAGUUUGAUGAGACUUAUGCUCAGGCAUUUGGGGUACAGCCAGUACGCCCUGGAGGUUCACUGCUAGUUUUAAAGGACUCGCAAGAAGUACGGCCACAAGCUCCAUUAAGUGUUCAACGAGUAAUCAAGAAAACAAUUGCUCCAUUAAGGGUUCAACAAGUAAUCAAGAAAACAAUUGGUACUAGGUCCCCUAGAACUCCUCCAAGUAUUGUAGCUUUCAAGAAUGUGAGAGACCAUUCUUCUUCUUCUUCCAAACCUCCAAAGAAGAUGCCGAGUUCCAGAGAGAAGCCCAUUAAGAAGCCAAUAGCGUUGAAUGAGAUGAAGCCAUCUACUGGAGAAAAGAAAGCAACCAACCCGAUACCUUUAAAAGUUCAAGGUGAUGAGAAAAUGGUGGGUCCGACUGAACCAACAGUGGUGGUGAUGAAGUUCCCUCAUCAAUCACCACUGCCUUCGGUUUCCCAAAUGAGAGCAAAAUUUGCUCGUUUUGGCAACAUGAGGGUAAAUUACAGCUUGCCAGCCUCAAAAGUUUUGUCAAGCAAGCCGGUUGAGGAAGAAUCUCCCGGUGCUGUUCCAAAAUUAAGUUCAGGCCUAAAGAAGUCGACAAAUGAUGAAAAUGGGUCUAUUGAUAGUAUUAUCAAAGCUGUCAAUGCCAUUAACAAGAAAUAUUGCCAAGUGGAGGCGAGGAAAAACGAGAGCAAUCAAAGCACUAGUUCCACCACCAAUGGCGUCGACAUUUCCCGGCCAAUGUUGAUCCUUCUGAGGAAAUGCAGUUACAUUGUUGAUUUGGUGAAUUCAUAUGCAUAAUAUGCAUAUGGAGCAACACAUAGGUAACUUAUUUAUACACAGAUAUACCAAGAAAAAAGUUUCAUAGUUUUGUAGAGUUUAGAGAGCCUUUUGGCUUGAAAAACAAAGAAUACAGAGACAUCUAAUCUGUCCUUAGUUUUUAUUUUAUUUUCGGUUAUUCGGGUAGUCAUCUCAUAGCUGCUGCUGGACUUAACAUUUGCAAGUAGCCUUGUGAAAUUUGCUCUGAUGAGAUUUUUGUUGCUUUCAUUUUGAUGAGCAUGGCAUGGUAUAUAUCAUGCUUGUGUAA
Messenger RNA from Rhododendron vialii, 3700 nucleotides. RefSeq names its product PWWP domain-containing protein 1-like. The record is from RefSeq and is a predicted model, not a curated record. The transcript has 4 exons. Lineage: Eukaryota; Viridiplantae; Streptophyta; Magnoliopsida; Ericales; Ericaceae. The coding region runs from base 1615 to 3414 and encodes 599 amino acids.